AUGGGCCCGAAAAGAGGUAAAAAGGGCACUCCGUGGCCAGAACCACGGUUUGCAGAUGACCCUGAUAUACGCGCAUAUGUAGCUGCAGCCAUCAAAGAUCUCGAGGCACUGAAGAAGCACCAAGAAGCACUGGAGAUUGGCAUGCCCCGUGAGCUCUCUACUUCCGUGGUUGACGCAUUCUUAUACCUGGCUCGAAGGGUGAAGAAUACGCCUACGAAUGAGCAACUAGCGCAGCGGCUCGCGAAGGUCGAAUUACACGUGGAAAAGACGCAGAAAGAGGUAUCUCAGGCCUCUCGAGAGAUUACUACGACCAAAAGCAACACGAACCGCCUGGUGGAGGCAAUAUGCCACCCAACAUCCCCAGGGACACGUACCGCGAAAAAUUCUCCAAGCUUCAGUCACGUGACAACUAGCUCAGAGUCGUACGUACAGGCCUGGGGACGUAAGGUGCCCUCGAACCCUCCCACGGUCCCUAGCGUGGGAUUGAGUAGUGGAGGAAGCUUGCCAUCAACCCCAUAUCCAAGCCAGGAGGACCUAGAGGUCUAUCUGGAACAUACCGAUCCAAAUAUCCUCAACCCGAUACGUCGAUUCCCGGAUAAGGUGGUGGAGAAGGCAAAUCUUGUAAUACGCAGCACUCAAGACACCACCAUCGCACAUCGACGAAUUGUGGCAGCCUGUAUACUACCUAGUGGCGAUAUUAUACUCUUACUAGGCAUAGUGGACGAUGUCAACCAGCUUACCCGUAAGAAGGACUGGAUUAGGGCAUUUGGAAACGAAGCACAAAAUAUCCAUAUCAAAGAUCCUGCCAAGAGACUCAAUACAAAACACUUUGCAUACGCGAGGGAGUGCCUGAUACGAGCUACAUGCCUUGCAGAGGCACAUCAACGACGUACAUACGGCCCACAAUAUCACACUCCUGUGAUACGACCUGGCAAUAGUCAGCCCGGAGCCAUCUCACUAAAUGACCCUACACCAGCUGAAGCAGCCAAUACAGAGCGAAGUCCUCACGCACCAGCUCGUACAGCCACCACACGUCGAUCUGCCAACUCAAGAAGUAAGAGCGCAGCAGCCGCCCGAAAACGAGUGGCAGAACGAUCUGAGCCUGAGCUGAUAAGCCCUACAUCAGGUGACCCUACCAAUAGAUCCUCGAAAAAGCCUAUGAGAGCGCAGUGGGAUAAAGAUCUAGUUAUAGAUGCAGAUCCUAAUCCUGAACCUAAGACAGGACCUGAGACCCAGAUCAAAUAUACAUAUAACACAUGUGCACGUCAGAAUACGAAGCCUCCACCAGGAACCCCGGUUCUGCAAUCAGAUAUUGCUCCACUAGAAAUUUCACAUGUGUAA
This is a messenger RNA of Talaromyces stipitatus ATCC 10500, 1341 nucleotides long. RefSeq lists its product as uncharacterized. The transcript has 2 exons. The record is from RefSeq and is a predicted model, not a curated record. The coding region runs from base 1 to 1341 and encodes 446 amino acids. NCBI's taxonomy places the organism in Eukaryota, Fungi, Ascomycota, Eurotiomycetes, Eurotiales, Trichocomaceae.